GCCAGACAUAAACAGAGCUCCGGGCACUGCAAUUGCAUUCGGCUGGCACAGUUUCACGCGAUCGUUUGCCUCGUGAAGAGCGUUUAUUUGUAACGUCGCUUUUUAACAUUUGCGUGACAUUUAGCAUUUAGGUGUGCGAUUAAGCAGCGCUCGCCCCCAUUGUUAUAUUCGUUUUGUGUGUUUGAUUUUGUGAAUGUAUUAGGAAAAGAGGAAAAGCAAAGUUCACAACACAAAAUUCAAACAAAAAAUUGCACUGCGUUUAAGUUAUUGUUUACAAUCAAAAGUCGCAACUAGAAUGUUGCUGCACGGUUCCAGGAAAGUGGGCACCUAUGACACGGAGCCUGAAAGGAUUCGCCUACAAGUACAACAUAUUUCGCAAUGGUUAAGAGAGAACCCUAAUGUAAACGCCAACAAUGACUUUGAGAAUUUGUUGUUCUUUUUACGUAGUUGCAAAUAUGAUUUGGAUCGAACAAAGAAAAAAAUAAAAAAUUUCUAUCAAAUGCGUGCGGAGCGUGUAGAGUGGUUCGCCAACAGAGAUCCCUUUUUACCAGAAAUACAAGCACUACUCAAACUUGGUGUGUUUCUACCAGUCGAUGGCGUAGAUUCAAAAAAUCGUAAGGUGGUUGUAAUACGUGCGGCUGCACACGAUCCAAAACUCCAUUCCCAAAACAACGUUUUCAAGGUCAGUAAAAUGGUCUUGGACUUACUACUAAAAUUCGAGCCAGAUAAUUGUGGGCAAGGUAUUGUGGGUAUAUUUGAUAUGGCGGGCGUUCAGUUGGGCCAUGCACUCCAAUUGAAUCCUAGAAUGAUAAAGCAUUCUGUUGAAAGUUGGCAAGCUUAUCCAUGUCAACCAAAGCUUUUGGAGUUCAUAAAUGCGCCGACUCACGUGAAUAUCUUUCUGAACACUUUCAGAUUAUUUAUGACACCAAAAAUGCGCUCCCGUGUUGUUGUACAAAAGCGUCUAACUACAGUGGAGUGUGCUGGCUUACCGAAAGAUAUUGGAGGCAACGGGCCCAGUUACAGAGAACUUACUGCCAAAUGGAAACAACUCGUUGAGGAUAACGUGAACUUCUAUCAGGAAUAUGAUAAAUACAAAAGCAUACUGGCAACUUGAACCAAUUUCGCCAAACAUCGAGAGAAGUAAUUAAACAUAUCAUUCGCUCGCGUUCAUUCCUCCGAUAACAACUUGUGAUUUGUUUUAGUAUUGUAUAAGUAAAAUAAUAUUGAUUAGUAUUAAGAUUUCCAAAAACGGCAUUGUAAUGAAUAAUCAAAUUAAAUUAAUUAAUAUGUAGUUAAAUGCUAGUGUAUACAAGCGUUCAUACUAGAAGGCAAGAUAAAAUUAUAUUAGCCAUUGACCAUAUUAGAGAAUUUUUAUCAUUUAGAUUAAUGAGUUUAUUGUAGUUGGUGUCAUUUAUACACACGCAUACAAAUGUAGGUAUGUAUAUGGGUAGUAUUUAAUACAUGUUAAUUAAUAUAUAAGUAUGUAUAUAAUAUUUAGGCUUUUGGGUUACAUUGUUAAUAUAGAUAUUUUUAAAUAAAUGCUUACAUACUUAUACGUAUAUGUAAAUGUUAGGUAUGAAAAUAUACGAUAUUUCUUACAUUUUAUUAGUACAGCAAAUGCUUAUGUGAUAAUAUUUUCCAAAUGUAUGUCUCAAUUUUACAUAUCUCUACAUAAUAAUAACACACAACUGUAUCUAUAUAUUGUGGUAUACUAAUCUUAAUAUAAGAAUAAAAUGUGCUCCUGCAUGGACUACGUUGUUGUUGUUUUAGAGCAAAUACUAAACUAAUGUGCAUCCCAAGCUUUCACUACAUUAGUUAGAUACUUGGCCGAACUUAUCUUCUUACCAGUAGCCGUCACCGACCCACUCAGGUCCGGAUUUCUCUUAAUAAAUGUUGGAAGAUUUUAAAUAAUAUGUAUGUAUGUAUACACAUGUGUAUUUCCUGUAAAUAUAUGUUUGUAUUAUGUUUACAAUAAAGGAUUUGAAUUUAUAAUAGAUAUAGGUGUGCAGUUCAAAA
Molecule: messenger RNA, 2016 nt
Organism: Zeugodacus cucurbitae (melon fly)
Lineage: Eukaryota; Metazoa; Arthropoda; Insecta; Diptera; Tephritidae
Gene: pinta
Product: retinol-binding protein pinta
Exons: 4
Coding region: 296-1114 (272 amino acids)
Cellular component (GO): membrane
Molecular function (GO): phosphatidylinositol bisphosphate binding
Source: RefSeq, a predicted model, not a curated record